AGCUGGAUAUAAAUUCUGCCUGGGCAACAUAGAGAGAAGCAAACUGGUGAUCUGGUGAAAGAAAUGCUGCCCUGGGGCUGUGCAAUCUUUAUUGUCCUGUCCUUUCAGGAACCAGGACUGGCUUUCCAAGAGCAAAACAAUGUGCCAGACGCCUUCAGGAUUUUCAACCAAUUUCCCACUGGCAUAGCCAUGUCGGAUAGCAAUAAUGAUACUAUGUAUGAAUGCCUCAAAGCGAAGAGAAUAUGGCUGAAUGCAGAAGCAAAGAAAGGAGAAUACAUUUGGGUGCUAAAGAGUGAGCAAGGAAAACCGAGAAAAAAGAUCUCGUUUUAUUUAAGCGAAGGAAGCAGCCCUGACAAAUUUACAUAUAAGGCCGGAUCAGAAGGCACCUGAUUCCGAAGAAGCAACGUUCAAGUACACGGACUAUAUACACUGCUCAGUACUUGAGAUGCCCUUUUACGGCCAUCAGUGCAUUCUUUGGUUAUCGGAAAAAAGCAAGGACUCGGUUCCGCAAGAAUGUUUGGAUAAAUUCCACACUUUCUGUGGGGUUGGCAAUACGUUAUACCGAAAAGAUUUAUGUCCGGAUGAGGAAACUAGCAACUAACUGCCAGAGAGCCCCUGUUUGGCUGAGUAGAAGAAAAUUAUAAUUAAAUUCAAGCUUGUGAAGCAAGUUGCUUUAGUUCUCCCCAAAA
Rhipicephalus microplus (southern cattle tick) is the source of this 689-nucleotide messenger RNA. RefSeq lists its product as uncharacterized. Gene Ontology annotation, biological process: symbiont-mediated perturbation of host defenses. The record is from RefSeq and is a predicted model, not a curated record. Gene Ontology annotation, molecular function: amine binding. Lineage: Eukaryota; Metazoa; Arthropoda; Arachnida; Ixodida; Ixodidae.